AAAUUUAUUACCCAGAAACAAAUUAAAUUUUCAAAGUUUACUUGUUAGAUCAAAUUAGAUGUCCAGCACGAUUUACGAGGUGGAUCGGGUUAAUCUAAACCUAAAACUUCCUAUGUGGAAUAUAGAUUUAUAUAUAAAAUUGUCAUGUAUGAACUAAUAACUUGAAAAUACAAUGGGUUUAAUGGUUGAACGUAUAGAGAUUAAAUACUGGAUCCGCCCCUGAUGGGUGGUUUCGUUUAAGGAAAAUAUUUUUUCCAUUAAAAAAUAGAUUCUUUGGAAAUUCUUUUUCCAAUAUUUGGUUUGGUAUGGAAAAAUAGGUGACAUGAUAAUUGUACAAAGUGUAAUAUAGAUUGUAAAGUAAUACUCACAACAAUAACAAAUGAGUGAAAUCUCAUAAAUGGGAUCUGAAAAGGACAGAGUGUAUGCACAUAUUAUUCGUAUAUCGUGGAGGUAGAAAUGCGUCUCUGAAUGACCCUUGGCUCAAAUAUAGCAUAUGAGAGCAUGCAAAAGUAAAGAAUAAGACCUUGCAAAUAAUACCAAUAGCGAAAGUAAUAACAAGUGUUUCUUUGAAGGUAUUCACAUGUUCCUUUAAUGAUUUCUUUGGUCCUUCGGAAAACAACCUAUCUACUCCACGAGGUAGGGGUGUAGGAUGCUGCAAAACUCUAAAUCAAUUAGGUAGUAUCUGUAGCUUGUUCACAAAGAGUAUAUUGUAACACAAUGGGGAAGGGUUUGAGAAGUCGACGAGAAUGUAAUCCUCCGGGAUGCAUGUUUGGGAUACUUCAUCAUUUAAAUCAACAACAUCGGUGGCAUCAAGUCAGGAAACGCCUCCCGUACAUCAAGCAGGGCGGUGCAAAGCAUAUUGUUGCGGCAGGAGAUCGUGGGAGUAAUGCAACUGCAACUGAUUCUUCUAACACUCCAGAAAAAAUAAAUGUCAAAUCGGAAGAUUUCCCUAUUGUAGUGAAAGCAGAAGCCAAAACAGUAGCCACGCAGCAAAAAAGUUCAAUAAAAUCUCGUUUAAAAACUUUGAUCACAAAAGAGCUACUAUCUAGUAAAAGGGUCCAACAUCGCCGAACUUUGUCCUGUCCUAUAACAAUGCCGCUGGAACAAACUGCUCCUAUUCGUUAUCUAGGCCCUGCCAAUGUAGAGCAUUCUCCGAAAAUUCGUCUAAAUGAUGAGAUAUUGCAGCAGCCUCAGAAUAAGAAUUUGUCCGUUGCUAGUUUGUUAGAUCCACCCCUGCCGGAGAAGAGAAAGGAUGCUGUUACCAACAACAAGAAAUGUGAGUUGUGUGCUUCUAUGCUUGAUAUGAAUCACUUAAAGCAAUGUGAUACUAAAAAGAAUGGGAAACAACCAAGUACAAACUUCAGUUUUCGUCGUACACAGUCACUUUAUCUUAGAGAGCAGACUAAAAAUGUGUCAGUUGAAGAGUCGAAGCUAUUCUUGGAUGCUCUUGAUUUACUAAACAUGAGAGAGGAGUUGUUCCUUAAAAUAUUACAGGACCCGAAUUCUUCAUUAGCACGUCAGUUACAAGGUACACGUGCAUCCAAAGGCUUAACCAAGUCCGUGUCAUUUCCUUCGCGUUUGUCACUUGAAAAAAUUGCUGCCAGGUCAAGCAAUGAUAAGAGCAGCCAAGAUAAGUCACAAAUUAGAGGUAAACUGUUGGGGUCAGCUGGAUUUGAAUCUGCAGAAAAGUUGAAUAGACAUUUAGUAGCGAGGAACAAGGAGGAAGUCACAAAAGGUGUACUGACAAGACUUGAAUCAUUUGAUAAGCUCCCUCCGAGUUCACCAGCUGCACUCAAACACAAGCGCCACAAUAGUAAACUUGUCCUUGCACGUUUCAGGAAUUUGAAGGAGAAAAUAACACAUGCUCUCAAGGAAAGCCGUAAGGAGAAGCAUCGGAUUGCUAUGGAUGCUGUCCUUCAUAAGGUUCCACACGGUCAUAUGUCAUUGAAGAAUGUUAAACCAGAUGGAAGUGACGGAUCAUUUUCAGAAAGUACUGGUAACACUUCUCGCUGUCAUUCUCCAUUUAGCAAGAGUCAGAUGAAAUCCUUUAAAAGAACGUCAUCGCUCAAUGACUCGUUGGACAGUUACAGUAGAUUACUUGAAACCUGCUUUAGUAGGGAUGAAAAACAGAACAGCUCCGAAAGGUCGAGUUUGAGAGCAUCUAGAUCACCUUCACCAGCUAGAAGUAGGACUAUAGCCCUGGAAAGGAUUCUUUCCUUACCUGAUCUUAGGCAUUACUCUUCUUUCCGAAUUGAGGAAACUCCCGAAGCUAGCUAUUCAGAAACACUCGAUACAGCUGCUUCGACUGCAUCUAGCAGCAACUUAUAUUCAGGGGCUACCAGGUCCAAUGAGCAAAAGUCCCUGGAUAUUCCUUUAGGUUCAGAAAAGAAAACUCAACAAGAUUCAUGUUCAGACUCAAAGAUUCUAGAAAAUUCUCUUGAUGUUAGCGAGAAUUCCGAUGACAUUGGUGGCUUAAAGGCAGAGGAGAACUCUUUUCCAGUUGAAUACAAUAUGGAUGACAAUUUAUCUACUAACUCCACUUUGGAUAAACCGAUUUCGACUACUUUGCCUGAUAUGAUAAUUCAAGAAGCUAGUACCAUUCCAGCAGAUCUCUCCGCGAUUGAAGGUAUAGCGGAAAAUGCAUUUGAUUCCAAUGAAGAAGAAAUAUUAGACCAUGAACAGAUGACAAGUCUAUUGCAAAUUCAGGUGGACGAAAAAAACAAAGCUGAAUUCAAUUAUGUAAAAGAUGUACUGAACCUAUCAGGCUUUAGUGGAAAUGAAUUUAUGAACCUUUCAGUAUUUGAAGAACUUGGAGGAUCUUUUCUUCAUCAACCCGAAUGUUCAGGAUACGCUGAAGAAAGGGGGAACUAUGAUCAACUUCUUCUAUUUGAUUUGAUCAAUGAGGUCUUACUACAACUUUACGAGAGAUCAUCGUUAUACUGGCCAAAGGCCUUAACGUCUCGUUCUUAUAUACAUCCAAUGCUACAUGUUGGAUACUAUCUGCUUGAAGAGGUAUGGAAAGAUGUAAGCUGGUGGCUCAGCUACAAACUGGAGAAUGAUCAAUCAUUACUUGAUGAUGCUGCGAGCCGUGAUCUGGAUAAAAGGGACAAUUGGAUGAACCUGCAAUUUGAUGCAGAGUGUGUUGGAUUGGAGCUCGAAGAACUCAUAUUCGAUGAUCUUUUAGACGAGCUAAUAUUCAUCGACGUUUAUUAGUCCUUCUCAGGUAGGUGCAUUACAUUUCUUUUCUUCUUCAUAGAAAUUGUUCAGCCAGUUCUCUCUCAGUUGAUAGAGUAUAGGCAAAAAACUAGUGAUUGAGUAAAUAUUUCGUAACAAAAUUGUUCUAAACUGUAUAGAUUUAGUAGAUUAAGCUCGGCGCAUAUAUAAGAAGAUGCAGUUGAGUUUUCUGUAGUAUAACUAUAAUCGAGAAGUGGAGAAUGCUUAUCAUCCAAGCAACUCCCUCUUGUCGUUAUGUUCCAUUGGAAGUACUAAUAGAUGUAAGAUAUCCUGUUCAAGUGAAGAUCUGUAUUUUGUGCUCUAUUUUCAAGAAAUGUUUGUGGGAAGAUUUCCAAAAGGAUUCUCAAGUUAAGUGAACAGUAUUUGUAAUCUAUGAUUUAUUUAUUUUUAAACUCUAUGGACACAACAUCGGAGAAUGAAAAAUAUGUAUUAGCUAUGAAGAUGAGGAUAACCUGUAAUUUUGUGUUCGGUGAAAUAUAUAUUGUAAAAUUAGUUAAA
Molecule: messenger RNA, 3732 nt
Organism: Solanum lycopersicum (tomato)
Lineage: Eukaryota; Viridiplantae; Streptophyta; Magnoliopsida; Solanales; Solanaceae
Source: RefSeq, a predicted model, not a curated record